Molecule: messenger RNA, 1341 nt
Organism: Phytophthora nicotianae INRA-310
Lineage: Eukaryota; Oomycota; Peronosporomycetes; Peronosporales; Peronosporaceae
Exons: 1
Coding region: 363-1289 (308 amino acids)
Molecular function (GO): NAD binding; oxidoreductase activity, acting on the CH-OH group of donors, NAD or NADP as acceptor
Source: RefSeq, a predicted model, not a curated record
GAUCGGCAAAAUUGACUUUAUUCGACUUAAGCCAAUAAAGCCGCGGCUUUAUUCGUCCGUUCCAUCCGGUUGGAAGGGUUUACAACGGGCUGUUAUCCGGACGACCACACCUUACGAUUGACGCAGCAGAGCCCGCCAGCAAGGAGCCGCUGCGACGAAAGACUCGCCGCCAAGGACGUCGUGGCUUACACGUUGCUCGUCAAUCUCAACGAUACAUGGACCCCAAAAGCUCGGAUGUUUCAGUAUGCCCGAGCAGACCGCGUAGGCCAAGAUGACCUAGCGCAACAGCGACAGCAUUGUCGAGUAUAACCGAUGCCUCUCGCCGUGACCACGUGCAUUUUCGCAACUUACACUCCAAGCAAAUGAAGGUCGUGUGCGUGCUGUCCGAGGGCGGCGACGCCGGCAAGCGCAAUUCCAACAUCCUGGACUGCGUCGAGAACGAGCUGGGCUUGCGCAAGUUCCUCGAGGACCGCAGCCACGAGUCCGUCGUGACGUCCGACAAGGACGGGAACGACUCGGAGUUCGCGCGCCAUCUGCACGACGACGACGUGGUCAUCUCGCAGCCCUUCUGGCCGGCCUACAUCACUCGCGAGCGCGUUGCCAAGGCGUCCAAGCUCAAGCUGGCCAUCACGGCCGGCAUCGGCUCCGACCAGGUGGACCUGGUGGUGGCGUGCGACCGCAACAUCACCAUGACCGUGGUCACGGGCUCCAACAUCGUGAGCGUGGCAGAGCACGUCGUCAUGAUGAUCCUCUCGCUCGUGCGCAGCUACAUGCCCGCGUACAAGCAGGUGGUGGACUGCAAGUAUAAUAUCGCAGCCAUCACCAACCACGCGUAUGACCUGGAGAACAAGCACGUGGGCGUCGUGGCUGCCGGACGUAUCGGUCUCCGCGUGCAGCUGCACUACACCGAUAAGGUGGCUGCCGGCCGACGUGGAGAACGAGCUGAACGUCAUGUUCCACGCGACGGUGGAGAACAUGGUGAAGGAGUGCGACAUGGUGUCCAUCAACUAUCCGCUGUACUCGGAGACCGAGAACCUGUCCGACGCGCAGCUGCUAAGCAAGAUGAAGAAGGGCGCGUACAUCGUCGACACGGCGCGCAGCAAGAUCGUGGACAAGGACGUGCUGGUGAAGGCCGUCAAGAGCAGUCACAUCCGGGGCUACUCGGGCGACGUGUGGUUCCCGCAACCUGCGCUGGCCGACUACUCUCUUUCUCUACUAGUGACUCGGUCGCUGCAACGGAUCCGUCUAGUAACAAAAUAAAAGAAUUAUGCUUGGAUUGCUGCAUCUAGUUCCAUUGUAUUGAGCUAUUCUGCAUACUCCGAGUACGGUCUCAAACCAAAC